Molecule: messenger RNA, 1758 nt
Organism: Thecamonas trahens ATCC 50062
Lineage: Eukaryota; Apusomonadida; Apusomonadidae
Exons: 3
Coding region: 1-1758 (585 amino acids)
Molecular function (GO): calcium ion binding
Source: RefSeq, a predicted model, not a curated record
AUGCAGAUUAUGGCCGAGACAGGGUCGUACUCAUACGCUGCGUCGUCUGCUACGUCGUCGGCGGUGUCAGCGAUGUCGGUCGAAAAGCCCGACGGACUGGUCCUCGACAGGGACAACCUCUCGCCCGAGCUGCUCAAGAUUCUGGACGAGGUCGAUCGCGACGGUGACGGCGAUGUCGACAUCAACGAGCUGUUGAUGGCGUUCCAGGAGAUGCACCAUGCGCGCAAGUCGAACAAGCGGCUGGUGCGGAUCCUCAUCGUGGGCGCCGUGCUGUUUGCGCUCACUCUUGGAGCGAUUUUCGCGCUCUCGGACACCAACAUCGAGUCGUCUUCGGGCGGGUCCGAGUAUGCGUCGACGGUGCGGACGGCAAGCGUGACGCCCGGGAUCUCAGUGGGCACGGUCGACGACCCGCCGGAGGACGACGAUGCGUCGCGGGCACUGCGGGCGCGUGCGCGUGAGGUCGAAGGCCGGACGUCCGAGGUCGACACGGCGGAUCUGAGCGUGCUUUGCGAGAGCGCGGAGACCGAGGUGACCGAUGACUUUACCUUUGACACGGCGCUGGUCUUCCCGCGCCCAGACUCUGUGGAAAACAUCCGAACCAACCCGACCGCACCAUUCUCGCUCUCGCUUCCGGGCCAGGCCUCGACGCAGAUCAUGCGAUUCCGGAUCACGGGCAUAUCGUCAUUUGACAACAACACGUUUGACUCGAUCCCGGAGGAGACCGAGCUCGAUGUGACCGACCUUGUGGUUGACGGCGACGCCGAGGCUGCGGCGCGGCUCUGCUGCGACCACGCCAACUGUGCGUACGCGGUCGGCGAGUCGAUCAUCGAGAUGGAGGACGACUCGACGUACGUCAACGGGACGGCAGUCGACCCGCCGAGCGCGGGCGAGCUUGACGAGGCCGCUUCGCGGUGGGUCAUGAACCGAUACGGCGAGAUGGUGGAGCCUGGGCGCGAGCACGAGGCUGCCACCGAGCGCGCAAUUGGUGCGCGAGUGACGAUCUCGACUGGACUGCAGCGCUAUCUGACGGGGCGCUGCACUCGCCGAGUCUGCUACGUGCGCGGCCUGAUGCAGGGCAGCGGCGUGCUGCGGCCGCGUGGAGUGACGGUGUACUCGCCGAACGCAGCAAAGACGACGUACGCGUCAGUCAAGCCGAUGCGGGUCCGGCCCCGCACCCUUGUUGUGUGCCCGGUCAACGGUGCCGUUGAUCAGAACAACCGCCCGCAGAACGACCUCAACAACAACCUGCAUCUCCUCAUCAAGUCAUCAGUUGCCCGCUACGCCACAAUCUACGAGCGGCGCGGCUAUUCCCAGCGGGCCAGCUACGCACGCGCCAUCGCGAACCGGGCGUCGGCGGCUCUCGCCCAGGCGCUGUCGUCGUCGACGGCCGAGUGCCCGAGCGGCCACCGCAUGACGGUGUGGCGGACGUUCACCGGGUACCGCAUGGCGAUCCGCGACAACAAGGGCCAGUUCCUGUACAACCCGCUCCAUUGGGGCGACACGACGCCUGUCACGUACUGCUACUGCACGGUGACAAAGGCUGACAGUGCGGCUCGUAAGAGCGCCCUCCUGAAGAAGAUCGAGGCGAACAAGAAGCUCACGGAUGCCCGGCGUCGUCGCCAGAUCGAGCGUGCGAAGAAGCUGAGAGCCAACCGCAACCGUCUCCGCGCCCAGAGCGCGGCGAAGAGGCGUGCGGCUCAGCGCAAGGCGCUUGCCGCCCGCCGGCGCGCUCGCCAGCAGGACCAGUGCCGCAAGUAG